Messenger RNA from Cladophialophora immunda, 1119 nucleotides. RefSeq lists its product as uncharacterized. Bases 1 to 1119 code for a protein of 372 amino acids. Lineage: Eukaryota; Fungi; Ascomycota; Eurotiomycetes; Chaetothyriales; Herpotrichiellaceae. The transcript has 2 exons. The record is from RefSeq and is a predicted model, not a curated record.
AUGGGGGAUUCCAGCGCGCCCUAUCCUUCUCGCUGGUCUGGGUAUAUUCAGUGUCACAAAACCCCAAUUUACGACCCUCGUGGCGAUGUUCAAUUAGUGCUGAGCAAAAGAAUCACUCCAUCUGCUAUCAGCCCUAACACCGGGACGGGUCCUACCAAGAAGGUUCAAGAUGGCGGAGAGGCGCAGCUUGAGGCUCCUGCCGGACAGAACAAUGGAGCGUCACCUGCAGAGGCACCGACGGCCCACGAAAAUCAAGAGAUCGAAGCCAAGGUGUCGUCAAAACAUCUCUCGCUGGCGUCAAAGGUUUUCCGUGCCAUGUUCGACGGCAAUUUUCGGGAGGGAGUCGCGUUGGGAGCCGACCAAGCGACAAAAGUACCGCUACCUGAAGACAAUGCCGAUGCAAUGAUGGUUUUGCUUGGUAUCAUACAUGGACUGAACCGAAGCGUCCCUCGCAAAAUCGAGUACGCGCUGUUUUUUGCGAUCGUGGUUCUGAUUGACAAGUACGAGCUUCAAGAGGCUACGGGAGUGUACACAGAUCUCUGGUUCUCUGAUCUCUGGCCAGCCCGCAACACCUUGACUCCCCAUCUUGCGGACCGGAUUUACACUUGUUGGGUUCUCAGAAGACCAGUUGAGUACACUGAAGUGACCAGGGAUGCUAUUUAUUGGUGUACUUCUCACUUUGAAGAAAACGGACUUCCAUUUCCACCUGCAAUCCCCAGCAAGAUCGAAGCAAGUCGACUAUCGAUCAUCGGCGACAUGCUCAUCUAUCUGAACGAUACUGUUGAACGUUACCAGAGUGACACCCAGCAAUGUUUACGACACGCAGAAUGUGACGCUCUUGUCCUUGGAGACCUUAUCAAGAAGUUGAAGCUCAAGGGCCUCUACCCUAUCCCUCAAGCCACUGCUCUGGAUAUUUCCAUUAUGGAGCUUUUCUCUCGGUUACGUGCACUGGGAGUCUCCUCGCUGUGUGAGAUAUAUCCUCUAACUCAACUAAAACCAUCUCGUUGUAUUCCGAAGUUAGAUCUGCGAUUUUGCGGUGUUAUGAAGGGCCUUGAAAGCGAACUCUCAAAACUCGAAAAGAGGAUUCAGGGUUUGACAUUGCCCUUCUUUACUCCUUGA